This is a messenger RNA of Phoenix dactylifera (date palm), 1716 nucleotides long. RefSeq names its product putative pyridoxal 5'-phosphate synthase subunit PDX1.1. Gene Ontology annotation, molecular function: amine-lyase activity. Gene Ontology annotation, biological process: pyridoxine biosynthetic process; pyridoxal 5'-phosphate biosynthetic process; amino acid metabolic process. NCBI's taxonomy places the organism in Eukaryota, Viridiplantae, Streptophyta, Magnoliopsida, Arecales, Arecaceae. The record is from RefSeq and is a predicted model, not a curated record.
AAUUUUUGUUCUAUACUGGGAGCCGGCGUGCGGCCAAGAAGAGCCCAAGGAUUUUUUCUUGGUUGAUGGUAACAGUUUAUGCCGGCAGUUGUAUACGACUUUGGUACGUGCACCGAUUUUUCUUUUUGGCGGCUUUUUAAUGAUAAUUUAAUGCGACGAGGGAAGGGAAUCAUCCGUGGGUCAUACGACACUAUCCCUGAAUGGACGGACGGCUCGAUUUUGCUAGAAAGAUUGCAGAAAAAAAUCAUUGUAUCGUGCAGCCGUGGGAAGAAGGCGCGGUGGGACUAGGGCCGGCCGCUGCUCCACACCUUCCCCUCUCGCCGCUCCCCCUCGUGUGGUCGUGCCUUCCACAUUAAGGCGCAGCCGACGCUCCCCUCUUCUCUCUACAUACAACGCUCCUGUCCAUUUCUGUCUUGGUAAUUGCCGGGUAUUUACAAACACCAUACACCGAUAUAUUAGGGUUUCCCAUCCCAAUCCCAAUUCCAUCCAUUCGACGGGGGCUAAGAUGUCGUCGUCGGACAGCGGCGUGGUGACAGUGUACGGGGGGAACGACGGGGGGUCAGCGCUGACGGAGCCGGGGGUGAAGAAGACGUCGACGUUCUCGGUGAAGGUAGGGCUGGCGCAGAUGCUGCGGGGCGGGGUGAUCAUGGACGUGGUGAGCCCUGAGCAGGCACGUGUGGCGGAGGAGGCCGGGGCGUGCGCGGUGAUGGCCCUGGAGCGCGUCCCGGCGGACAUCAGGGCUGGGGCCGGGGUGGCCCGUAUGAGCGACCCGGGGCUGAUCAAGGAGAUCAAGCGCGCGGUGACCAUCCCGGUGAUGGCCAAGGCCCGCAUCGGGCACUUCGUGGAGGCCCAGAUCCUGGAGGCCAUCGGCGUGGACUACGUGGACGAGAGCGAGGUGCUGACCCCGGCCGACGACGCCCACCAUAUCAACAAGCACAACUUCCGCGUCCCCUUCGUGUGCGGCUGCUGCGACCUCGGCGAGGCCCUCCGCCGCAUCCGCGAGGGCGCCGCCAUGAUCCGCACCAAGGGCGAGGCCGGCACCGGCAACAUCGUCGAGGCUGUCCGCCACGUCCGCUCCGUCAUGGGCGAUAUCCGCUCCCUCCGCAACAUGGACGACGACGAGGUCUUCACCUUCGCCAAGCGCACCGCCGCCCCCUACGACCUUGUCAUGCAGACCAAGCAACUCGGCCGCCUCCCCGUCGUCCACUUCGCCGCCGGCGGCAUAGCCACCCCCGCCGACGCCGCCCUCAUGAUGCAGCUCGGCUGCGACGGCGUCUUUGUCGGUUCUGGCAUCUUUAAGAGCGGCGACCCGCCUCGGCGCGCCCGCGCCAUCGUCCAGGCCAUCACCCACUACAGCGACCCCGACAUCCUAGCCGAGGUCUCCUGUGGCCUCGGAGAGGCCAUGGUCGGGAUCAACCUCAACGGCGACGCCAAGGUCGAGUGGUUCGCCGCCCGCUCUGAAUAAUAAUACAUAGAUUAUUAGACAGACUGCAGGCAGGCAGUGCGUUCGACUUUGAUCGAUGGUGCGACCGCUAUGGCGAUGGCGGUGACGGCUCUGCUCUGCUCUACUCUUUCCCAUUCGCCUUUUUUUUCUUUGCUAUGGUUUUGGUUUGCUUUCGUUUUCCCCUUUUUCCUUUUUUUUAGGUCUUAUAUGAAUGAAGUUACAAUCUACUCUUGUAGCAAGUACAGCUGAAAACAUUGCUUCUCUUUUUCUUC